GGGGAUUUGGGUGGGUACUUCUGAUGAGUCCCAAACCAGGGUGGAGCAGAUAUGUCCAGUAUACUCUCAGUUGGUUUUCAAUGGUUCGAUAACUGAUAUCAAUCCAUAAUCAAACUUGAAAAGGGCUACAUAUUGGAAACAAAUUCAGAUAAAUAACAUCUAUCAGUCUGAAAUUCACUGCACUUCGGUAGCGUAAAUGUGAGUGAGGCACUUUGCAAACACACUUAAAACACAAACUUGAUAUAUUAUGGACUUCACCCUAACUCACUUCAGAGACUCAGGGAUUGACUUGCUACCAGGGAAUAAUCUCACCGACUUAGAAUAUGCAGACGAUAUAGUCCUUCUAAGCGGGGACGCUGACGAAAUGCAGAGUCUUCUGAGCACCUUCAGCUGCAAUAUACGAAUGUUCGGCAUGCGAUUCGCUCCCGCCAAAUGUAAGAUGAUGUGGCUACAGGACUGGACUACACUGACUCCUAGUUUAGAAAUAGGGAGUGAAGUGGUAGAGUACGUUGACCGAAUCACUUAUUUGGGAAGUACCAUCAACCAACGCCAACGGGUUGAUCUCUGACGAAAUCUCAGCUGAGUACGGAUACAGAGGGUUAGUUUCGCAUAUGCCAGUUCACGCCGUCUGUGGCGUA
Messenger RNA from Trichobilharzia regenti, 638 nucleotides. Lineage: Eukaryota; Metazoa; Platyhelminthes; Trematoda; Strigeidida; Schistosomatidae. The record is from the annotation of a GenBank genome assembly.